CUCCCUUUAUUUUGAAGGUACCGCUUCCUGUCCUGGUUGGUGUUGCUGACGGUCUCCAGUAAAGAUGAACGCUCCUCCAGCCUUCGAGUCUUUUCUUUUAUUUGAAGGAGAGAAGAAGAUCAGCAUCACCAAAGACACCAAAGUCCCUAAUGCCUGUUUAUUCACCCUGAACAAGGAGGACCACACACUAGGGAACAUCAUCAGAGCUCAGCUGUUGAAAGAUCCCCAGGUUCUGUUUGCUGGUUACAAAGUUCCUCACCCUCUAGAGCACAAGAUCGUCAUCAGAGUUCAGACCACACCUGACUACAGUCCACAGGAAGCGUUCACAAACGCCAUCACUGACCUCAUCAGCGAGCUCUCUCUGCUAGAGGAACGCUUCCGAGUCGCCAUCAAGGACAAACAGGAAGGGAUCGAGUGAAGCCCUGCUUACCUGAUGAAGUCACUUCCUGUUUGUAGCCUCUGCUUUUGUUUGUUUAUGUUUUAUAAAUAAAGUUUGUGAUGUCACAACA
Molecule: messenger RNA, 509 nt
Organism: Cheilinus undulatus (humphead wrasse)
Lineage: Eukaryota; Metazoa; Chordata; Actinopteri; Labriformes; Labridae
Gene: polr2j
Product: RNA polymerase II subunit J
Exons: 3
Coding region: 65-418 (117 amino acids)
Biological process (GO): transcription by RNA polymerase II
Cellular component (GO): RNA polymerase II, core complex
Molecular function (GO): protein dimerization activity; DNA binding
Source: RefSeq, a predicted model, not a curated record